Molecule: messenger RNA, 1681 nt
Organism: Glossina fuscipes
Lineage: Eukaryota; Metazoa; Arthropoda; Insecta; Diptera; Glossinidae
Product: sodium/potassium-transporting ATPase subunit beta-1
Exons: 4
Coding region: 371-1315 (314 amino acids)
Biological process (GO): intracellular sodium ion homeostasis; sodium ion export across plasma membrane; potassium ion import across plasma membrane
Cellular component (GO): sodium:potassium-exchanging ATPase complex
Molecular function (GO): ATPase activator activity
Source: RefSeq, a predicted model, not a curated record
UAUGUUCAAAAAUUAAGAGGAGGAGAGGAAAAUAAACUUUAAAAAAAAAUUUCACUCAUACUUAUAUAAUACAUAAAGGAGAACUUUAUUGUUUUACUAAUGAAAAAAGGUGUGUUUUUGUUUUUGAACAUUAUAGGAAUAUAUUCUGCUCUAUUUUAGAGUGUAAGCCGCGCUAUUUUUCUUUGCAACGUUUUGUGAUUUUGUAAAAGAAAACAAAAUAUUUUGCUUUAUUUUUAUUUAUUUAUUUUUUUCUAAUAUAAAAGACAAAAGAAAUAGAAAAUAUAAUAAAACAAAAAAAAUACAUCAAUACAGUAAGCAAAACACCUGGCAUCGUAUAAAAAAAAAACCAAUAAACACCUUUUUAUAGAAAAUGUCAAAGAAGAACGAUACCAGUACCAAAUUUACACCAACAGAAUUCCAAUUUUAUUCACCCAAAGAGAAACAAUCAUUCGGUCAGAUACUCUACAACAGUAAAGAUGGCACAUAUUUGGGACGUACGCCCGCCAGUUGGGCAAAAAUUUUAAUAUUCUAUGCCAUCUUCUAUACCGUAUUGGCGGGUUUAUUUACGAUAUGCAUUCAAGGUUUAUUCUCAACUCUUAAUGAAACAGAACCUAAAUGGAAAUUGGACAAAUCUUUGAUUGGCACAAAUCCAGGUAUGGGUUAUCGUCCGCUUAGCGAUGAAACCGAACGCGGUUCUGUGAUACAAUUUGAUACCAAAAAGCCUGAAGAAGCCCAAUAUUGGAUUCAACUUUUAGAUGAUUUUCUUAAACAGUAUCAAGGGGAAGGAAAAGGUGGAAAACAUUGUGAAUUUAAUCAAACUCAUAAACCUGAAGAUGUCUGUGUGGUGGAUGUAGAAAAAUUCGAAACUUGUUCGCCGGCAAAUUCCUAUGGUUACAAAAAUGGUCGUCCUUGUGUGUUUUUAAAAUUAAAUAAAAUAUUUGAUUGGAAUCCUCAGUACUACGAUAAUCCGAAAGAAUUUCCCGAUGAUAUGCCUGUAGAGUUAAGAACUUACAUUAACAGUUUACCAGCAACUGAGUUACAACAAGUUUGGGUUUCUUGCAAUGGCACCAAUGCCCAAGAUCGGGAAAGUCUAGGUGAUAUAAAAUAUUUUCCUGGCCAAGGUUUUCCCGCCUUUUAUUAUCCAUAUAUAAAUCAACCUGGCUAUUUGAGCCCUCUAAUAGCGGUACAAUUUGAAAAGCUACCCGUUAGUCAUAUGGUAAAUGUUGAAUGCCGUGCUUGGGCUAAAAAUAUCAUAUACAGUGGCAGUGCCCGCGAUCGUAUGGGUUCAGUGACUUUUCAACUCUUCAUAGAUUAGAAUUAAAUUCUGUUAUUCUUUAAUCAGCUUAAAAUUUUACGAAAGUGAUGCCAUUAAUAUGUAAUACAUAGAAAACAACAGCAAACAAACAACACAAACACACACAUAUUUUAUUGAAUUAUUCAAAACUUGAAUUUUUCUCUACUUUUUUUACGACAAUUCUUAUGUAAUAAAAAUAAAAAAAUCAGCAUAAACCCCACCAAAAUCAAUCAGUAAAGCAAGCAUACACUAUACAAGCAUGGUUCUCUGUUAAAAACAUUUAAUUAAUUUUGUUUUCCUUUAACUUUACGUUUGUUGUUUACGUUACAAAAGUUUGAUUAUAAUACGCGUGUAUAUAUUAUUAUUUAAAAAAAAAAAAAAAAAAAA